This is a messenger RNA of Cryptococcus wingfieldii CBS 7118, 1062 nucleotides long. RefSeq lists its product as hypothetical. Gene Ontology annotation, molecular function: epoxide hydrolase activity. The transcript is spliced from 7 exons. Lineage: Eukaryota; Fungi; Basidiomycota; Tremellomycetes; Tremellales; Cryptococcaceae. The record is from RefSeq and is a predicted model, not a curated record. Bases 1 to 1062 code for a protein of 353 amino acids. Gene Ontology annotation, biological process: epoxide metabolic process.
AUGAGCAAGACUCUUCUUCGUCUUUCCCGCAUCCCGAGGGAGACCUAUGAGAGCGUCAAUGCGAACAGAGAGAACAAAUUCGGAAUGACAACGGUUCGUCUUAGGAAGCUCAGGGAUGCGUGGUCCGAGUUUGAUUGGAUUGGUGGGCUUCGUCUUCUCCAAUGGCUUGAGGAUCCAUUGGGGAUCGUACUGAUGUCUGGCAAAAGGCGAAAGCAGGAAGAGUACAUCAACUCCCACCCUCAAUUCAUCUCCAUCUCCAAGGCCAAAGACGGCAAGGAUCUCAAGAUUCAAUUUGCUGCGCUCUUCUCGAGAAACUUCUUGGAGUUUUAUGGUAUCUUGGAUUUGGUGAAGAAGCAGUACACUCCCGAGACGCUUCCCUAUCAUAUUAUUGUCCCAUAUCUCCUUGGCUAUGCCUUCUCGUCCCCUCCUCUCGAAGGCCCUUUCAGCGUCCAAGAUGUCGCCUUCGUUCUCAACAAUCUAAUGAAGGGUCUCGGCUUUGGCGGUGGAUAUAUGGCCCAAGGUGGUGAUGUGGGCAGUUUCGUCACGAAUGCUUUAGGGAUGUACCCCAAUGAGUGUAAGCUCAUCCACCUCAACUUCCGUUUGUCACUCGCAAGUGCCUCCGGGUCUACCGAGUCCAAGAAACCCACCGAUAAGGCUUUCGACCCCCUGCUCCCUCUUCAAACCUUCGGCUACGCCCUCGAACAGGGUACUCGGCCAUCCACCAUCGGUAUCACCGUAUCCACCAACCAGCUCUCGCUCCUUGCGUGCAUCGGCGAAAAGUACGACGCUUGUCCCACUCUGUCUUUUAGCGAAGAGGUGUUGUUGAGGUUUAUGAGUCUGUACUGGUUUACGCAUAGUUUUUCUUCUUCUAUCUAUCAUUACCGAUACAUGAUCUUUUGGUAUCGAUCGACAUCUUCCCAGCGCGGAGACGCAGUUCCAAAAGACCCCCACGGGAUACAGCGUUUUCCCAAAUACGACGCUGGCGGUCAUUUCGCUGCGUUGGCCGAACCGGAGGCGCUUUGGAGCGACAUCGAGGAAAUUAUCAAGGAGAAUUGGGAGUAG